AUGACUCAAAAUUCAUGGCAAACUAGUGUGUAUCAACAACCAAGUGAAGAAGGUGAGAUUGAUAAAGUAGAAGUACCAACUGAACAAUCACAACCCAGAAGGUCAACAAGAAUCCGAAAGCCAAAUCUCAAAUAUGCUAAUACUGCCAUAACAGAAGAAGAAGUUGCAAAAGAACCUGAGACAUUUGAGGAAGCAUCUCAGAAUUCUAUGUGGAUUGAAGCUAUGGAAGAAGAAAUUAUUGCAUUAGAACGAAAUCAGACUUGGGAGCUUGUGCCAAAGCCAAGAGAUGUGAAACCUAUUUCUUGCAAAUGGGUUUACAAAAUAAAGCAACGCACAAAUGGAUCAAUUGAAAGGUUUAAAGCUCGUCUGGUGGCUCGAGGGUUUAGUCAACAAUAUGGACUAGACUAUGAUGAAACGUUUAGUCUAGUUGCAAAGCUUACAACUAUGCGAAUCUUACUUGCAUUUGCAGCUAACAAAGACGGGAACCUAUGUUAG
Hevea brasiliensis (rubber tree) is the source of this 495-nucleotide messenger RNA. RefSeq lists its product as uncharacterized. The record is from RefSeq and is a predicted model, not a curated record. Lineage: Eukaryota; Viridiplantae; Streptophyta; Magnoliopsida; Malpighiales; Euphorbiaceae. Bases 1 to 495 code for a protein of 164 amino acids. The transcript has a single exon.